GCAUCAGCACGUAGGAAGGAGGCCCUGGAGGACUCACGCCUGCACCUGUCACCGGAUCGACCACAGCCGUCCGCGCUGAGUGGAGAAGAUGCCGCAGAAGAGGAGUCCAGCCAGCCGCAGGACUGGGGAAGGACAUCCAACCUUCAGUGGACCGGGGCCCUGCAGCAAAGGAGAAGACUGACCAGCGACGGGAGCACCAACAGAAGACCCCGGCUGGCUUAAAGAAGACGGCGCGGAACAGCGGGGAGGACAGCGCAGAUUGGGAUCCUGCAGCAGGAGAGAAUAUCCCCCUUCGAAGCACAGCGGACCACACUGAAAAGGGUGCAUCCCCGGUGCGGGUGCUCUGCAUCCCGGAUUGCGCCGAAGACGUGGAGUGUCGGAGGUGGCAGAAGCGCCGCAGCUUUGGUGAUGCUGUCUGGAUCACAGUGAAGAGACUUGAGGCAAUAGAGUGCAGCGCGCUGCACGCAGACAGCGCAGAUAGAAUCCAGGCUUGGAACGCUGGGCCAGUCUCAGGAGGCAUUUGGAAGAGGCAAUUUCUCCGUACAGCAGUGACUACAGGCACUCAGAAGCGUUACGUCAGUACAGACAAAGGAAGGGCUGUUGCAGCAAUCGCGACUAGCACAUUGUUCUGCUUUAUCGGUCAACGGAUAAUAAAUGACAUGAUACGAAGCGAUGGCGUCUGCUGAUCUGAGACAGGAGCUGGACUGUUCCAUCUGUCUGAGCAUUUAUACAGAUCCUGUAACCCUGAGAUGUGGCCACAACUUCUGCCGGGUCUGUAUUGAUCGUGUGCUGGAUACACAGGAGGGGGCUGGAGCUUAUACCUGUCCUGACUGCAGAGCAGAGUGUCAGGAGCGUCCUGUACUGCAGAGGAACAUAACGCUGUGUAACAUAGUGGGGAGGUUCCUGUCUACUCGGCCAGAUCAGGAGGAGACUGGGAUCUUCUGCACUUACUGUGUGGACUCUCCUGUACCUGCUGCUAAAUCCUGUCUGCUGUGUGAGGCUUCUCUGUGUGAUAAACACCUGAGAGUACACAGCAAGUCAGCAGAACACGUCUUAUGUGAUCCCACCACUGCCCUGGGGAACAGGAAAUGCUCCGUCCAUAAGAAGAUCCUGGAGUAUUACUGCACUGAGGAUGCUGCCUGUAUCUGUGUGUACUGUUCAGCUGGAGAACAUCGGGGACACAAUGUGGUGAUCCUGGGUGAGGUCUGUGAGAAGAAAAAGGAGAAGCUGAGAGAUGCUCUGCAGAAACUGACCAUAAAGAGAGAGGAGACUGAGAAAAGAGUCCAGAGUCUGCAGGAGCGCAGGAAAGAAGAGGAAGGAAAAGCGGCAGGUGUAACAGAGACAGUCACUGCCCUGUUCAGAGACAUCAGGAGACAGCUGGACGACCUGGAGAAGAGAGUCCUGAGUGAGAUCUCCAGGCAGGAACAGCGCGUUUCACUCUCAGUCUCUGAUCUGAUCCGGCAGCUGGAAAUAAAGAAGGACGAGCUGUCCGGGAAGAUGCGUCACAUUGAGGAUCUGUGUAACAUGUCUGACCCAGUAACUGUCUUACAGGAACCAGACACAGGGGACUUGUGUGAUACUGAGGACACAGAGAGACAUGAUACCCAGGUCCAUGGUGCAGGAGAUAUGGAUGUGGGUCUCAUCUCAGGGACAUUACACACAUUAUCUGAUAUAAUAACAGGUAUAAAUACAGGGAUCUAUGUGCAGGAAGCUACAGACCUAUUACUGGAUGUAACCACAGCUGGUGAAGGUAUACAAAUAUCUGAUAACAGAAAAACUGCAUACAAGUCAAUAAUCCAGAGAUAUCCAGAAACACCAGAGAGAGUUCCAUACUUUCAUGUAAUAAGCACCAGAAGAUUCUCCUCUGGGCGACAUUACUGGGAGGUGGAUGUCCGUAAGUCACAGUACUGGAGGGUGGGGAUGUGUUAUCCCAGUAUAGGUAGGGGAGAAAAUCAGUCACAAAUUGGGGAGAAUGACAAGUCCUGGUGUUUGUGUAGACGUAAGAAUCAGUACUCAGUGAUACAUGACCGUAGGUGGAUCCGGGUAGCUGACGAUAUCCGCUGUGACAGAGUGAGGGUAUAUCUGGAUUAUGAGGCAGGACAGCUGUCCUUUUAUUUUCUGCGUGACCCCAUCAGACACUUACACACCUACACUGCCGCCCUCACUGAGCCCCUCCAUGCUGCAUUAGGUGUAUGGGACGGGUGUAUAACUAUAUCUGGUGUAAAACUAUAAGGGAACAAGGUGCUGUUUCCUGGGGUAAAUGGCAGCAAGCAGCAGCUGAGCAAUCAUACAAGUCCAGUUUGUGGUGCAACUGGCCACAACCAGUUUUAUUAAACAGAAAAUAAAACAAACAUCAAAAGAAAAUACCUUGCAUAUCCGGCACUAACUAAACACAAGAUGUUCCUAACUGUCUCUAAACAAAAACACAAAGUUUUCCAGUCAAUACUGUAUGGCUCACUUGUAUAAGGAAGCGUGUUUCUCUCACAGAGAUUCUCCAGUCUCCUCAGGCAGUCUGCAUACACUAAUCAGGCUAGCAGCCCUAUAAGGCUCUUGCACAGCUGAAAGCCCUGAUUAGCCCUCUGUGAGGCCAAAGAUCCGUACUGGGCCCAAUGUCCGGAACUUGCCCUCUCUCUCUCUCUCUCUCUCAGGGCCCUUAUCCAGCUUUUCCAGCAAACUGAAAAGGUUCUAACAAAACAAAAACAUUUUCCUAGAAGUUUACAUUUUCUAAAACAUGUAAGGCAAGAACCUGGGACAAACACACCUGCCCUCAAACACUAUUCCAGUGUUCUUGUCACACUGGGCCUGGAGGAGCUGGGAGAAAUGAGCAUAAGAAAUUUGCCCAGAUAGACUGGUGACAUCACAGGGAGAGGAAUAUAAUGAUGCUGUAGGUGGAGCUACAACAGAGCCCCUCCCCCUGCGUAACCAGGCAACCAGUAUGUAUGGAUGUGUUGUUCCCAUGUUGGUGUAUUAAAUACUGUUAUAAAUAUC
Pseudophryne corroboree (corroboree frog) is the source of this 2988-nucleotide messenger RNA. RefSeq names its product E3 ubiquitin/ISG15 ligase TRIM25-like. Gene Ontology annotation, molecular function: zinc ion binding; protein binding. The record is from RefSeq and is a predicted model, not a curated record. The coding region runs from base 673 to 2232 and encodes 519 amino acids. NCBI's taxonomy places the organism in Eukaryota, Metazoa, Chordata, Amphibia, Anura, Myobatrachidae. The transcript is spliced from 4 exons.